AUGUCUGUGCCCUCGGCCCAUGAGUUUCACUGGCAGAGCCUGGCACGGCUGCCCAGCGGGCGUGUCUACCACUCCCUGGCGGAGGUGGGGGGGCAGAUGUACAUGCUGGGGGGCUGUGAUGCUGCAGGGAGGCCCUCCCCAGCCCUAGAACUCUACUCUCCAGAGGGGGAUCGGUGGCUGAGCCUUCCCCCCAUGCCCACCCCUCGGGCGGGUACGGCCGUGGCGGUGCUGGGCAAGCAGAUCCUGGUGGUGGGCGGUGUAGGGGAUGACCAGCGCCCUCUGAAGGUAGUAGAGGUGUACAACACAGAGGAGGGGAGGUGGAGGAAGAGGAGCGCCCUCAGAGAAGCACUGAUGGGGGUGGCCAUCAUUGUGAAAGAUGGACGUGCGUUGGCUGUAGGGGGUAUGGGUGCAGACCUGCUCCCCCGUAGUAUACUGCAGCAGUAUGACAUGAGGAAGGACGUGUGGGCACUACUGCCCCCUAUGCCCACACCGCGGUAUGACGCUACCGCACACCUGCUGGGCAACAAGAUCUACGUGGCAGGUGGGCGUCAGUGUAAACGCACGUUGAAGGUCUUCGAGGUAUACGACUCAGAGACACGCUCCUGGACUACACUACCCAACAUGCCGUGCAAACGUUCGUACGGGGGCAUGUUCUGGGACAGUUCGGGGAGGCUGUGUCUGCUGGGGGGGCUGAGGAAGGGAGGAGGCCACCAGAGCUCCAAAUUCACCAAGAACGUCAACAUCUUUGAUACUAACCAGGGGUCAUGGCUGAAGUCAGAGGACACGGUGGCCAUGAAGACUAAGAGGGCUGACUUCGCCUCAGCUUUCCUCAGGGGCAGGAUGGUUGUAGCAGGAGGACUUGGUCACCAACCCUCAGUUCUCGACACGGUGGAAGCCUUCCACCCUCAGAAGAGGAAGUGGGAGAGACUGGUUCCUAUGGCAAUGCCACGAUGCUCCGCCUCCUCCAUCGUCAUCAGGGACCGCCUGCUGGUGGUUGGAGGAGUUAACCAGGUCCCUAGUUCAGCCCAUGAGAUCCUGUACGUGAAAGAGGAGGAGUGUCUGUAG
Molecule: messenger RNA, 1065 nt
Organism: Salvelinus namaycush (lake trout)
Lineage: Eukaryota; Metazoa; Chordata; Actinopteri; Salmoniformes; Salmonidae
Product: kelch domain-containing protein 8A-like
Exons: 7
Coding region: 1-1065 (354 amino acids)
Molecular function (GO): protein binding
Source: RefSeq, a predicted model, not a curated record